AUGGCUUCUCGAGCUCUUCCACGUCUCGCAUGCCGCCUCGGGCUGGCCAGGCAAUCUCUAACUCUCAAAGCUGGUGAACUCCCUCGACCGCCCUACUCUCAUCCCCAACGCUACACCCACACUUUCACACGAAAUGGCGGACCCCUGCAGGGUGUUCGCAUCCUAGACCUGACACGCGUGCUAGCGGGCCCUUUCUGUACCCAGAUACUCGCAGACUAUGGUGCCGACGUGCUGAAGAUUGAGAAUCCCAAGGGAGGAGAUGACACACGUCUUUGGCGAACUGCUGCGGAAAAAGACAUCUGGAAAGCCACCGAAAAAGACAUUUCGGCAUACUUCUGCACAAUCAACCGUAACAAACGCUCGAUGACAUUGAACUUCAAGCACGAGCAGGGUCGCAGGAUCUUGUUUCGUCUUGUCAAGAGAGCAGACGUGGUUGUCGACAACUUUGUCCCUGGCAAAAUGGAUGAUCUAGGAAUAGGUUAUAAAAAGCUGCGUGAGAUCAAUCCUGCCAUCAUUCAUGCCAGUAUCUCCGGCUACGGGGCAGGCGGCCCAUAUUCCCAGCGCGCUGGCUACGAUGCAAUCGCCGCAGCUGAAGCUGGCUUGAUGCACAUCACCGGUGAAAGGGACGGCCCUCCCACACGGCCAGGUCUAGGUCUCGUCGACAUGAGCACCGGGCUCUUCCUCCACGGAGCAAUCCUCGCCGCUCUGUACAUGCGCCAGCAGACCGGAAAGGGCCAGAAGAUCGACGGGUCCCUAUUCGAAAGCCAGAUCUCACUCCUCACGAACGUCGCAAUGUCCUGGCUAAACGGAGGUGUGGAGGCUCAGCGAUGGGGUACCGCACACCCGAGCAUUGUUCCCUACCAGGCAUUCAAGACCACAGACUCGUACAUCGUCCUCGGCGCCGUCAACAAUCGCCAAUAUCAGCUCUUGUGCAAACUGCUCGAUCGCCAGGAUUUGGCAACCGAUCCCCGUUUCGCAGAAAACACAGACCGAGUCCAGAAUCGGGAUGAGUUGACAAGGAUCCUGAGCGAGAUAAUUGAGAGAAAAUCAACAGAGGAGUGGCUCUCAACUCUCGAAGGAAGCGGCAUGACAUACGGGCCGAUCAAUACGAUUGAAAAGGUGUUUGCGCAUCCCCAGACAAAAGCCAGAGAGAUGGUGCAGAAUCUGCCUUACGAAGCAGCGUCAUCGGGCGAAAUCAAAGUACUCGGAUUCCCGGUGAAAUUCAGUGAAACCAGUCCUGCCAUUCGCAUGGCCCCGCCGGGACUGGGAGAGCACACCGAGGCCACGCUGAUGGACAUGGGGUUUUCACGUGAAGAAGUACAGGAUAUGCGCGAACAGAUGGUGAUUUAG
Molecule: messenger RNA, 1350 nt
Organism: Penicillium argentinense
Lineage: Eukaryota; Fungi; Ascomycota; Eurotiomycetes; Eurotiales; Aspergillaceae
Product: CaiB/BaiF CoA transferase family protein
Exons: 6
Coding region: 1-1350 (449 amino acids)
Molecular function (GO): catalytic activity
Source: RefSeq, a predicted model, not a curated record